Molecule: messenger RNA, 585 nt
Organism: Clonostachys rhizophaga
Lineage: Eukaryota; Fungi; Ascomycota; Sordariomycetes; Hypocreales; Bionectriaceae
Source: the annotation of a GenBank genome assembly
AUGGAAGGAAAGACCAAGCUCGUCGUGGCCGUCGACAAGCCCACGCCAUACACCUUCGACCUGGGCCUUCUCAUGGCAGAGGACCCCAACCCAAUCGUCCUCGACCACUCCUCCAUCGAGCAGUCUCUCGCCGAGGUCGCGCGCGACGGAGCUCAGGCCCUGAUCAACCAGCUGCUCUCGACCUGCCCCCUCAGCUCCACCAAGGAAGGCGUCCUCCUCUCGCUUCCGCCACCCAGCACACACCUGCCGCGAGAGAAGCCCGUCCCCCAGGCCAAAGAACCCACCAAAUGGGAGCGCUUUGCUGCGAAGAAGGGCAUCAAGCCCAAGACCCGCGAGCAGCGCAAGAAUCUGGCCUUUGAUGAGCAGUCUGGUGAAUGGAAGCGCAAGUGGGGAUACCAGGGACUGAACAAGAAGGGCCAGGACGACCCCAUCAUCGAGGUGGACAUGAAUGCCGAGAGAGAGCGCAAGGAGGGGACCAGCGUUCGGGGAGACAACAGGAGACAGCGAAAAGAGAACAUGAGGAGGAACGAGAGGAUGAUGAAGAAGAACGCAAGACAAGGCCAGGCCAACGGAGGAAAGCGGUAA